This is a messenger RNA of Eruca vesicaria subsp. sativa (arugula), 1662 nucleotides long. The record is from the annotation of a GenBank genome assembly. NCBI's taxonomy places the organism in Eukaryota, Viridiplantae, Streptophyta, Magnoliopsida, Brassicales, Brassicaceae.
AUGAGUAAGCGAAUGGAUUGUUAUCUUCUCUACACGGUGCUUCUCCUUCUUCUUCUCGGAGCAGCUUCUCUCUCUAACGCAAGACCACGCGCUAAUCGCCCUCCCAACUUCAUGCGAUUCGUAACAAACGCAACCGACUUCGCAUCAGAGGAUUACUACGACUACAUAAUCGUCGGCGGAGGAACCGCGGGAUGUCCACUCGCCGCCACGCUCUCCCAAUCCUUCCGCGUCCUCCUCCUCGAACGCGGCGGCGUUCCUUACAACAGACCUAACGUGAUGUCACACGACGGUUUCUUGACGACUCUAACGGAAGUCAACAGCUUCGACUCCCCGGCUCAGUCCUUCGUCUCCGAGGAAGGUGUUCCCAACGCAAGAGGCCGUGUUCUUGGUGGAAGCAGUGCGAUCAACGCUGGGUUCUAUAGCAGAGCUGAUAAACAGUUUUUCGAUAACUCAGGUCUUGAUUGGGAUUUAACGACUGUGAAUCAGUCUUAUGAGUGGGUGGAGAGAGCUAUUGUCUUUAGACCUCAGCUGAGGACGUGGCAAUCUGCGAUUAGAGACGCGUUGCUUGAGAUUGGUGUGCAUCCGUUUAAUGGCUUCACGUUGGAGCAUAAAGUUGGGACUAAGAUUGGUGGCUCGACGUUUGAUCGUACUGGGAGGAGGCACAUCUCUGCGGAUCUUCUUAGGUUUGCAAGAAACUCCAACAUUAGAGUUGCGGUUUACGCUACUGUGGAGAGAGUGUUGCUAGCUUCUGCUCCGAGUGAUUCUGGCUCUAAAGUCUCCGCUAUUGGAGUUGUGUACUGUGAUCAGAUGGGACGUUACCAUCACGCGAUGAUACGGGACAGAGGAGAGGUGAUACUGUCUGCUGGCUCGCUUGGGACUCCGCAGCUGAUGCUUCUUAGUGGGAUUGGUCCGAGGAGUUAUCUUUCGACUUGGGGGAUUCCUGUGGCUCUUGACUUGCCUAAUGUUGGAGACUUUGUGUAUGAUAACCCGAGGAAUGGUAUAUCCAUUGUUCCUCCCGUUCCAAUGGAGAACUCGUUGAUACAAGUAGUGGGUAUUACUGAGGAAGGUGCUUUUCUUGAGGCUGCGUCCACUGUUAUCCCUUUUGCCUCGCCUCUACGUUCUGUUUUCAUUAGAGCACCAGCUUCUCCUUUGUACGUCCCUGUGACAACUAUAAUGGAGAAGAUUCUUGGUCCAGUCUCUGUUGGUUCGCUGAGGUUGGCUUCAACGGAUGUGAGGAUAAACCCAGUUGUGAGGUUUAACUACUUUAGUGACCCACAGGAUCUGGAGAGGUGUGUUAAUGGGACUAGGAAGAUUGGUGAAAUACUCAGGAGCAGAGCUAUGCAGGAUUUUAUGUUCAGGGAAUGGUUUGGGAGCCGAAGGUUCAGGUUCGUUGGGGUGCCAUUACCUUUAGACCAAUCAAAUGAUCUGGUGAUGGCAGAUUUUUGUAGACGAACUGUGAGCACAAUCUGGCAUUACCAUGGUGGUUGCGUUGUGGGGAAAGUAGUGAACUCUGAUCUCAAAGUCAAUGGUGUUGAUUCUCUUAGGAUCGUGGAUGGAUCAACCUUCAGUAUCUCUCCAGGGACUAAUCCACAAGCUACCUUGAUGAUGCUUGGAAGGUACAUGGGGCUGCAGAUGCUGAGAGAGAGAAUGAGAUACAAGUGA